CCCGCCUGCCCGGUUCCGCCCCCGAGAGACCGGCGGCGGCGGCGGCGGCGGCUCCUCUGAUUCCGCGGGGGGUCUGAGAGGCAGCCCGGCCCCUUCCUGCCUGCUGGCCAUGGGCAACUCGGUCAGCAGGCCCAGCUGCCUGGGGCAGAAAAGCCCCAGGCCCGAAGACUUCCCGAAGGAGCCCUGCUCGGCCGCCCGGAACGAGGAGGAGGGCGCAGGGUCCCCAGAGGCGGCUUCCCUCGGCCCCCGGGUGACGGAGAACGGCCGGAACGCGGCCCUCCCCAAGCAACCCAAGCUGCAGGUCCAGCUGCAGAAUUGCUGCCCCCUCCCAGCCCAGGUGGAGGGAGCCCUGGCCCCCCGGGCCUCCCCCCAGGGCUUGGGGGCCAGCUGGGCCUGGAAGCCGCCCACCACCAGGGAGGUGACGGAGGUGACAGAGGUGACGGAGACGGUAGUGACGGAGAUCGUGGAAGUGACUGAGUUCCCCGGUGGGGACACGAGCCAGGAGGCCCCAGGGACCAGGAUGGUGCUGGCUGGCGUCAGAGAAGCCCUGCCCCAGGCAGCUGCCCUCCCAGGAGGCACGCAGGGCGCUGGGCCGGCCCCGGAGACCGCAGGGAAGCUGGGUGCCUGGGUGAGUGAAGUGGAGGACCUCAUGGGCCACCAGAGGCCUCCUUCGGGGGAAGCCAAGGUCGUGAAGGCGCAGCUGCAGGAGCAAAAGCUUUUGCUACGUCUGCUGGAGGAACGCACCCCCCACAUCGGCCGCCUUGGCCAGCCGCUCUCUGCUGAGCCUGGCAGUGCUGCCGAGGGACAGGAGCAGCCCAGGGGCCUCGCCAGCCUUCAGGAGACAUGGGCAACCCUGGUCCAGGAGGCCGAAGCCAGGCACCACUGCCUGCAGCAGAUCGUCCCUGCUGCCAGCGUCUUCCAGGAGUCGGUUGACGCUUUCCAAGACUGGCUGAGCUCGACGGAGCAGAAACUGGCCCAACUCUGGGGAGCCCCGGGGAGCCUGGCACAAAGCCAAGAUGCCCACCAACAGAUCCAGGAUCUGCGCGAGGAAGUUCAGUCGAAGCCGGCAGAACUGGAAGAGGCCCUGGAACGUGGAUGGCGGCUCUUGCAGAUGGUGCCAGGCAAACCGGCUAGCACAGCGGUGGGGGCCUUGGGCUUCAGGUGGCUCUUGAACCAGCUGUGCUUCUCCGGGGCCUUCCCUGAGGACGGCUGCCCCAGGCCAGCAGCAGUUUCCAUCCUUCUGGAGCAGAAGAGCCCCAGACGCGCCCUCGGAAGGGCCCAGAGAGGUGGCAUUGCCAUGGACCCAGCUGAUGCCCCUCUGUCCAGCUGA
Pseudonaja textilis is the source of this 1330-nucleotide messenger RNA. The record is from RefSeq and is a predicted model, not a curated record. NCBI's taxonomy places the organism in Eukaryota, Metazoa, Chordata, Lepidosauria, Squamata, Elapidae.